Gymnodraco acuticeps is the source of this 3535-nucleotide messenger RNA. Its product is annotated as interferon-induced protein with tetratricopeptide repeats 5-like. The record is from RefSeq and is a predicted model, not a curated record. Gene Ontology annotation, molecular function: protein binding. Gene Ontology annotation, cellular component: cytosol. Lineage: Eukaryota; Metazoa; Chordata; Actinopteri; Perciformes; Bathydraconidae. Gene Ontology annotation, biological process: defense response to virus.
CUCAAUAACAUCCCAUCUUUCACAGCAAAACAGACGCUACACAUCACUGACUUUAUACCAGAGCAUCAAGAGCAAAAACCAUCCAAACAUUUACAGAACUACAAAGCUGAGGAAACAGCUGAAUGAUGAGUGCUACUCAGAGUCAAACACUGGUGUCCAGACUGGAGGCCCUGCAGUGCCACUUCACCUGGGACCUUGACCUCAGCAGGUCCUUACUUUUACGUUGUCGGGACAACUUGUUAAACAUUGGCACCAAUGAUGGAAACCCCUGGCUGGGUCACAUCUACAACCUGCGAGGGUUCAUUCAGUACAAGCUGGGAUCCAAUAAAGACGCCCAGAAGUUCUUCAACAAGGCUACAGAGGCCUUCAGCCAGAUCAAAAACACAGACGAGGGCCCCUGGUUAGUGGUGAACUACGGGGACCUGGCUUGGCUGCACCACCACCUGGGAGACCAAGCAGAGAGCGAGGCCAACCUGUCAAAGGUCGACACCCUGAAUAAAAAAGACCCAUUUCCAUCCCAGGAGGAGCUCCACCCGGAGACCUACGCUGAGAAAGCCUAUACGCUGAUGACGGUCAGUGGAGACAAAACACUUGCUGUAGAUUACUUCCAGAGAGCCAUCGAGAUGCAGCCAGGCAUACGAGAGUGGAACACUUGCCAUGCCUUAGCUUUAAUGCAUGCUUCUAAGCACAGCAGGACAGGGCUGGAAGAUGACAUCGUGGAGAAAAUGAGAAUUGCCCAAGAACAGGAUCCAGAGAACUUGUACCUCGCUGCUCACUACCUUGAUCAACGUGCUCAGAGAGGAGAAAGAAUAGGUGAGUUAGCCACAAAGGUUUUGAGAAGUCCUGUCAGCAGCUACAGUGGUUUAAAACCAUUGCUAUGGGUUUACAGGAAGUAUAUAUCUGGUGAUGAGGCCAUUGCUUUGGCAGAGGAGGCUCUGAAGAACCAUCCAGAUGAGCGUUAUCUGAAGAGAUGUGUUGCACUCUGCUACAAAUGGAAGAUCAUUUUUUCCAGGGAAAGUCACCCAAAUAAAAGCUUGAUAGACAAAGCAAUCCUUCUCCUUGAGGAGUUGAUUGCUCUUUACCCUGAUUCCUCACGUGUGAUGAAAAUAGAAAUUGCAGAUGUAUAUGCACUGUCACAUGGUAGUCAGGCUAAAGCUGAUCAGAAAUAUCAGGAACUGUUAGAAAGUGAUUUGGAACUUGCAGACAAACAAAUGCUUUACCACAAGUAUGCAAAUCAUUUAUAUUACCGUAAAAAGGAUGGCAACAUGUCGACACGAUAUCACAUGAAGGCGGCAGCGAUACCGCACCAAUCCUUCUUUCGUGAGAAAAGCAUCAAAGUUCUGGAGAAGAGAGGCAGGGACAGACUGUCUGGGCGAAUAAUAUAUUUUCUGGCAAACCUGCAAGAGCCAUAGUGUUCUAAACAGCAAUGGUUUGAAAUCCAAGAAGAAGAUAUAGCAUUAGUACAAAAAUAAUCUGUACAUCUUCAUACAUUUGAUUGGCUGCAAAUAAGAAAAAAAACGUUUUUCUUCUAUUGGUCGGGUAAGACACAAGGCAGCAACAGCCAUACUCUGAAAAUGUAACAUACAUUUUCUAUAUUGGUUUAGACUUUCGUUGUUAAACAGACCUACAUGUGUUAUAUUUUGAACUUUCUUAUUUGCAGGCAGGUUACUAGCUUUACACUUUAGUAGCAGACAAGCGCUAUUUAAAAUACAAAUUAGUUGAGCACUGUUUUUAUGCUGUGUCUUAGUUAUUAAAUACAAAAACGAUGUAAUAUACAUUAUGUUUGCAAAAAAUGUCGUAUAAAUGGUAUAUCCAUAUAUAAUUUAACCAUGAUAUUACAUCUGACCAGUCACCAUCGCUACAAGGGAACAUGUUGGUUUUCCAUAGAUGGAUCAUUCACUGAAAAGAGUUAGGCUGUCAAUCAUAAACCCAUUUAGGAUAGGCUACAGCGAAUGCAUUCAAAUAUAUUGUUCUCGGGAACUUGAUUUCUUGAAAAACUGACCUCCCUAAUCAUAGCCGUGGGAACAUGUUUCAAAUGGGGGGUGCUGUGGGGAUGACACCAGGGGCCAGUUCUGACCAAUUUGCUGCCCGAGGCAAGAUUUUAGCUGGUAAUGACAUGGUGGACAGCUUACAUAAAAAGGCUUCAAAUGUAUUUAGUAUUGUAUGAACAUGUUUUAAUUGGGGGGUGGACGUCACAUCCUCUAGGGGGGUCCGGGGGUGCCUCCUGGGAAGAUUUUUUUCAACAUUUCAAAGUAAAAUGCUUCAAUCUAUUAAUCAAAUAAGAAUGAGAACAUUUCCAAUAACAAAUAAAUGUAGGCUAACUUAUUUUAUCUUUGUGGUUCAUUUAUAUCUUAUUUUACCUAGUUAACAUUUAUUUAUGCAUAUUUUGUAAUCUCUCCAGUUGUAAACGAUAGAUGUGGUUUACUGUCCUAUAGUAUACAUUGGAAUGAUUUCAAACCUGUUUUUAUUUAUCCUAAUAAUCAUAAAGGUGUGCCUUGGAAAUAUUUGUUUACAUAAAUUGUGACCAAACCGUUUAAAACUGAUCUGGGACCACAGAUGGAAAUGAGCUAUUAGCUAUAAUCUGGCAUAUUGCAUCUCUUCUCUUUGCUGAGAUGAAUUUGUGUAUGCAUGGUCCUUAUAUAAAUAAAUACAAACAAACCCUUAAAAGAUAACUUAGACUAAAGUUAACGAAAAUUCGUUUUUUGUGUAUUAUAUUUGUAUAUGAUGAUAUAUAUGAUGAAUUGGAAAUGGGGGACCCUGAUGUAAACAAGACGAAAGUCUUUCUCUGGUCUGCAUCCCCUUAACAAUUGUAUGUUUUGAGCUGUACUGUACUGUACCCAAUAUACAAGCUGUUAAUAAACUUUCCAAUCAAUCAAUUUAAUCUUGUGGAAGUGCAGAUUGAUGGUCCUCCACCACACCAGGGGGUGCUGCAGCACCCUCAGCACCCCUACUUCCCACGGCCCUGUCCCUAAUGCAUCCAAGAGGAAUGUUUCACUUUGACAGAACCAUAAACAAACACAACACAGAUUCUCUGCCUGUUAAAAAAAAAAAAGAAAGCUAGAAACGUGAAGCAGAGGAAGAAUGAUGUCACACAUCCUCUGCUUGAAGGAGUUGGUCUAGGAACUUGUCCACGUGCAAGUUCAAAGUCUAUAACAAAAUAAAAGAGGUUCUAAUAUAAGAAACUAUUUGUAUAUAUAUAUAUAGGCCUACACAACAUCAUCUAGUAGGGUUUGGUCUAUAAACGCUACCUGGAAUUUGUUUAAGGGCCAAACCAAACUAAAAGUGGAAAACAACCGGGAUUUAUUACAAAGGCUUGGAUUUUUUUUCAGUUCAACCAAAUGAAUUUACAAUGGUAAUUCUAUGGGCUAAACUCCAGCAGCGCAUUGCCAGAGCGCUCGAAACAUGGAGGGCAGGGCCGUGUCCCUUCUCAGACCUUGGGAAUAGAUGCAGUCAUCUGAAUGAACAGGCAGAGGGAAAGGAUGACACCCUGUGGCGAGCAUGUACAAUGUUUCUAAUAAACUGCUAUUUCCUAGGA